GUGACCUUCAGCAACGAUGCCGUCCCGAGCCCCGCCUCCGAGCACACUGGCAGCUGUGAGCAGUCUUGGGCCGAGACGGGGUCAAUGGAGGACAGCAGCGACCUGGCAAUAUUUCAGCUUGAGACGCUCAGGGCAGCUAGCAAGGAGCGCAAUCCACUCAGUCCUGGUCUGGUGAGAUCGUCGGAGAGGGAGGAAUCGCUCAUGCUGAAGCAGCUCCGCAGACAAAACGCAGCCACUAUUGGGAAUCUGCGUGAUCUUGAGAUGGACCAGAUCAAGCAUGACGAGGCGCCUGCUGCCUUCCAGGUGCUGCAGAGCAUUGUUGGUCAUCCUCGAUUUGUGGCUUUCUGGGCCGUCGCAGUUGUCCUCAACAUAGUCGUCAUGAUAGCGGAGGAGGAGCAGCUCGGCAUGAGGAUGGGAGCACAGCUCGGAUUCUACAAGCGUUAUGGCACCGACGAGUACAUGAGCGAGUGGUGGCCCUCGUUCGAGCAGCUUAUAUUCGGGUCGGACGUUGCCUUCGUCGUCCUGUUCUCGGUCGGCGGGUUAUUCUCGUCUACGCGUACGAUUUGUGCAGGGCCGCGUUAG
Prorocentrum cordatum is the source of this 582-nucleotide messenger RNA. NCBI's taxonomy places the organism in Eukaryota, Dinophyceae, Prorocentrales, Prorocentraceae. The record is from the annotation of a GenBank genome assembly.